This is a messenger RNA of Mangifera indica (mango), 1755 nucleotides long. RefSeq names its product disease resistance protein RPS4B-like. The transcript is spliced from 5 exons. NCBI's taxonomy places the organism in Eukaryota, Viridiplantae, Streptophyta, Magnoliopsida, Sapindales, Anacardiaceae. Gene Ontology annotation, biological process: signal transduction; defense response. The coding region runs from base 1 to 1755 and encodes 584 amino acids. The record is from RefSeq and is a predicted model, not a curated record.
AUGCAUAAACCAGAGAAAGAAAUACACAGCAGCUCACGCCUCACUUUCUCUCUAUAUCUCUUCUUCGGCUACGCUUCCUCCAGAUGGUGUCUCAAAGAACUUGACGAGAUUGUUAAAUGUAAGAACACGUAUGAUCAGAUCAUAAUACCAGUCUUCUAUGACGUAGAUCCAUCUGAUGUCAGGAAUCAAACUGGGGAUUUUGGAAAAGCAUUUUCUGAGCUUGAAAAGCGUUUUAUGGAUGUUGCAGAGAUUGAGGACUGUUUUGAGAACCUAAGAUUCUUGAAAUUUUAUGGGUCUGAACACGAAAAGAAGGUGUCUGAAUCUGAUUCCUCUGCAUUGCGCCAUAACUUAAUAUGCUUGAAAAGAAAAAACUGCAAUGAUGGAAAGAAGUUGCAUGGUUUUAAGAAACUCAAGUUUGAUUUCUAUGAGAUCAGGUACUUUUGCUUUCAUGGAUAUCCUGCCAAAUCAUUGCUGCCAAAUUUUAAUCCAAAGAACCUUGUUGCACUUUACAUGUCUAAUAGCAAAGUUAAAAAACUUUGGACUGGUAACCAGUUGCAAGGAUGCAAAAGCUUUGAUAAUCUUCCAAUUAGUUUUAAUUGCCAAUCUCUUCGAAAAGUUAAUCUCUCCAGUUGCUCAAAUCUCAAAACAAUUUCAUAUCUCCUUGAGACAAUUGCAGAGUUAUAUCUAGAUGGAACUGCAAUAGAAGAAUUGCUACCGAUAGAGCAUCUAUUCAGACUAGAGAAAUUGAGUCUUAGAAAAUGUUCAAGGCUUGAAAGGUUACCAGAGAGUAUUCGUGAGUUGAAAUCUCUUAAAUGUUUUUAUCUCUCGGGUUGUUCCAAACUUGAUAGAUUGCCUAAUGACAUGGGAAAUUUACAAACUCUAGAGGUAUUGGAACUGGAGGAAAUUUCUUUUGCAGAAGUACCAACAUUUAUGACAAGUUUGAUCAACCUGGAGACAUUAUCUUUGACAAGAUGUAAGAUGAAGAAGCGAUUAGGAAUACCACUCGUCGACUUAUUUAUCUUCCAAAAACUAAUAAAGCUAAAAUUGGUUGAUUGUUGCAUUGAAGUGUUACCCAACAAUAUUGGUCAAUUACUCUCACUGAAUUAUUUAUGUCUUGACCAAAACAAUUUAGAGACGCUACCAGAGAGCAUCAAAGACCUCUCUAACCUGCGAGGGCUUUCUUUAAGCAUUUGCCAGAGGCUUAAAUACUUACCAGAGCUUCCAAGCAGUUUACAGAUAAUGAUUGCAAUGAAUUGCGAAUCUCUUGAAUCAAUAUCAAGUUUACCAGCUAUAUUCCUACGUAUGGAAUCUUUUAUUGGGGAAAUCAACUUCUUCAAUUGUUUGAAAUUAAAAUUAGAGAUGACAGAUGCUCUCUUGACUAUUGAGAGAAGUGCAGCAAACUAUCUCUAUCAUCAAUUCUAUCACGGUAAAUUUCCAGAAGGUUGGGUCAAUGAUAACUUAACUAGUCUCGCUUUGUGUGCUGUUGCAUCAUUACAAGACUAUCAACAACUUAGAAUUUUUCGUGUUGGAUUUCACCUGAUUGUUGAUGGAGAGAUAAUUUUCUCUAGAAAUUUAAUUAACUCAUUAAGCUUUGGGCUUGAGUUUCUUAAAGGUGAGGACGUUAUUGAAUCAGAUCAUGUAUUCAUACGUUACAAUUACUUUAUGAAGUCCGUGGGAUUUCCUACAAUCAAUUUGAAUAGCCAGGGUGGUGUUGCGUUCUUUGUUGAAUAUGAAACUAAGAAUGGUAAGGUUUGA